Molecule: messenger RNA, 1425 nt
Organism: Arachis duranensis
Lineage: Eukaryota; Viridiplantae; Streptophyta; Magnoliopsida; Fabales; Fabaceae
Product: GEM-like protein 4
Exons: 3
Coding region: 596-1285 (229 amino acids)
Source: RefSeq, a predicted model, not a curated record
UUGAAGUCAUCAACAUGGCUUCUAUGUUUGGUAAGAGAGUUAAAAGAGAUGCAUCAUAAAGUUAAGAUGCCAACUCAGAACGCUCUCACAUACAUAAGCAACAUAAAAAAAGAUGGUAGCAAUGCUCUUUUACAUUUUUUUAAGGUUUAUUUUCCAUUACAAGUUGCAAAUUAUAUAUAUAUAUAUUAUGUCAUCAGAGACAAAUGCUUUAUUUCCUUUGUUUCUACCAACAAAUAUGGAACCUUGCACCUUAAGAUAUCAACUCUUCUAUCUAUCUAAAGUCUUAACCGCUAAAAAGAAAAGAAAACUACCCUCUUCAUAAUUUGUUUGUCUAAAAAAUGUUGACGUGGAUAUUGAAUCUUUGUAUAGCAACUUUUUUCAAAAAGAAAAGAAAGCAGACAAUACAUGUUGUCAAUACUAACAAUAUCAUGGUUGAUGAUCCUAGUCUGAGUCAUACAACACAAGGAUCAAUAUUGAAUUCAAAGAUUUCAAUCCUUUAAAUACCUCUUUGGAUUACAAGGGACUCAUCAAACCAGCCCAAGUGAACAUAUCUUCAUUCCUCCAUCAUCUAGUAUCUUAAUCACCAACUGCUAAAAUGUCAAAGAAGAUGCAGACCUCAUCAUCACUUCUUCAAGACUUGUUCAUUGGAAAUCCAAUCAUCUCAGCAGCAUGUGAUCAGCUUCAGAAAUCAGUUAACAGAUACUAUUUGCUAGACUCUUCCUCUACUCAAUCCCAAUAUUCAACAAAAGCAUCAAAGCAAAGCAGAGUAUAUUCAAUUCUAAACAAACUUAGAAGGAAGGGUGAUGAUAGUCUUUCACGAGGAGUCCAAGAACAUGUGAGAAUGGCACCAAAGAUAUCUGAAAGUCUUAAGGGGAAGUUGAGCUUAGGGGCUAGAAUUCUUCAACUUGGUGGAAUAGACAAAGUGUUUAAGCAAUUCUUCAAUGUCAGAGAAGGCGAGACACUUCUAAAAGCUUCGCCAUGCUAUCUUUCGACGACAUCAGGGCCUCUAGCAGGUCUGCUGUUCAUCUCAAGUGACAGGGUAGCAUUCUGCAGUGAGAGAUCAAUCAGAGUGUUUACAGGGAAAGGCCAAAUGAUGAGGAUUCAUUACAAAGUUUCCAUUCCACUCAAAAAGAUCAAGUGUGUAAACCAAAGAGAAAAUGUUGAGAAGCCAAAACACAAGUAUAUAGAGAUAGUUACAAUGGAUAACUUUGAUUUUUGGUUGAUGGGAGUCAUAAAGUAUCAAAAAACUUUGACAUGUCUUGAGCAUGCCAUUUCUCAAGCUUAAGAACAAUUUAUGUCUAGCUGAAGAAGCUACCUUUGAGUAAAUUAGGAUGAAGAAACAUGUAUAUAUAAUUAUAAGCAUGUAAAUGCUGAAAUGAUGAUUUGUUGAUUUGCAAAUCAAAUAUUUUGUUUGGAUUAAUUUGA